Leishmania braziliensis MHOM/BR/75/M2904 is the source of this 3132-nucleotide messenger RNA. RefSeq lists its product as hypothetical. Lineage: Eukaryota; Euglenozoa; Kinetoplastea; Trypanosomatida; Trypanosomatidae. The record is from RefSeq and is a predicted model, not a curated record. Bases 1 to 3132 code for a protein of 1043 amino acids. The transcript has a single exon.
AUGCAGUCGCUGUGGCGGAAUUCAUGCCGCACUCGGACGUUGCUGCACAUUCCGCAGCCGAGGCGUCCAGAAUGGAGACACUCAGAUGCACUGAAUGUCGUGGAGACGCGAAUGCCAAACACCAUCUUGUACGCGCGACGUACUGUGUAUGGCAAUGGUAUCAUACAACAUUCUGGGAUGCGACGUGGUGCGAGUGAUGUGGCUCACUCUUCCUCACCUCCAGUGACCGACACACACGCCGCUGCAAACUGUAGUGGUGCGCUGGUGCAUCUCACUCAGGUCGAUAUGUUUUCGCAAUCGCGAAUCAAAAACUACAUUCAGCGCGUCACGACGCCCACCGGUAACAACAAUUGCAGCAGCAGAAGCGUCGGUGUCGCGACUGCACCGCGGCUGUUGAGUGAUGCAGAGAGAACAGUGUAUGCGGCCAAGAUCGGACGCGGGUGUGCGGAAAAAGUGUGGAUCUCAUCCUUUGACCUACCUGUGGACGUUCUCGUGAACGCGAAGAUCUCGCGCCAAGCAAUCACGGUUACCGGUCUCGCGAUGGAGGCGAAGCUGGCAACUGUGGCGGCGUGCAUGCACGCCGAGCGCUGCCUCGACGCGUUGAGCAUCCCCCUCUUCACGUCGGAGCGGCGCCAGCAUCAACGCGUACUACAGGCCGAGGCGGAGGGUCGCACUGCCCCUGAGAUCACAGCCGAGCCGCUGGAACUGUCGUCGCUGCAGCUGCCACUCGGCGUCUUCCUUCCUGCUGCCACUUCUGCUGAGGUUAUUCGAGAAGCCGGGAAGACACGGUCUUUUCAGCCAUUGCAGACCUCCUCGACACCGACGAGCCGAGGGCGUGAUGGCGAGGUGGGCACUACAUCUGGUGCGUCGACCCAAGACCAAAGUACACGGCCUUAUAGGGGCCUCCUUCGGCGUCCCGCGCGCCGCUGGGAUGCGAUUAAGCCUCGGUAUGGCGCUGAGUGGUUCAUUCGCGUAACCCUUGAGGAGCUCGCUACUCUGCAGUCGACGAUCUUGGAGCACAAUCGACCGCUUGUAGACGACGAAGAUAUGGAGGAAAUGGACGCUGUCGUCAUCCCUGCGAACGAGGUUGAGGUUCUGCAGGCGGAGGUGGUGCCCGGCAACGGUAGUGGUGCUGCAGCCGCCGCCGACACUGUAAGCAAUACUGGUUACCGAGAUGCGCACGGCCUGCACGUGCCGUCCGCGCCGAAGGUGCUCGCGUACGAGGAGAGACUGGUUAGCAUCGAGUCCAAGUCGGCGCAAGAGAUGGUGGACGAGACGGAGGGCCGCACCUUUGACCUGGUCGAGGACGACUUCGAGAGUUGGUACCUCGAGAAGGAAACACCCAACAGUCCCUGCCUGCGUGACCCGGGCGCGGUGGCACGUGUGAGCAGGUAUCUGGAGCGCGUGACAGGGCACGACUUCGACUCCAGUGUCCAGACGCGGUCGUCGGAGGAAGACACAAAUGUGUGGCAGCAGCGGCCCCUUAAGGUGAGUGUGAAGCUCAAAACGUGGUACACCAUGUGGCUCGACAUUCCUGGAAUUCCAGUAUCUGCUGUAGGUAAGGCAACGACGCAAGAGGGGGCGCGUGACCUCUGCGCCAUGCACGCCGAACUUCUUCUGGGGUGGUUUGGUAUUCACGUGUACGAUACCCCUCGAGAGCAGGCAAUGUACUACGAUGCGUGCUUACGCUGGGGCCGCCUCAUCGCCGCCGAGCCCAUCGACCCAGCCACCGUUGAUGUGAAGACCGCGAAUUUGCCGAAGCCGCUGAAAGAGUGGUUCCGCAAUAUAAGCAAGCUCCGAGCCCGGCGUUCCGAGCGAAGCGUAGUGGAGAAGCUUCUUCAUCUCAACCGUGUGGUUGUCCACGUGGCUCGGAGGCAUCUUGUCGAGAUCAACAUUGUAGGCAGCCCCGACUAUGCAGAACUACUUUCACUGGCCGGCCCAUGCCUCCGCGCCUUCAUGAUUGCGAACCGGCACCCGUUCGAGAGCGCCACCUUCUGCUACGUCUAUACCAAAGAUAGCCAGUAUCGCUCGACUGUGUAUCUGCCUCUGCCAGAGCAGUACGGCGUGCGCGGUGGGUACGCUAUUGCGGAGACGCCCGCGUCCGCCAUUCUUUUGUGCGCUCUCCACGCUGUCGACGUACUGUGCGCGUUGGAUGUCGUGCCUGCGGUGUGCAUGGAACAGCCACGAUGGCAGCGUAUGAUGGAGUUGCGCGAGUCUCUCGGCCUCAUCCUGCCAGUCUCGUAUCAGUACAAGAAGCGACUGGCGCGCGUGUCUAGCCCAGAAGCAGCUGCCGCUCUUGGCCCGCCGCCGCCGCCGCCGCCUACGCGGCUGCGCUCUCCUCCCGCCUACCGCGACGUACCAACGUCAGCAACCGGUAGAAUCCCACCCUAUCGAGAGGUGUGGCAGAUCAUGUUAACCGACGCUGACGUGUUCGACGUUGCGCCUGACAUGCACGCGUUGAGCUCCGAGGCAAUGCGCCUACGUAUGUCUACCUGGUUUGACUUUCCGCAGACUCUGUUUGAGGAGUUUGCGCACUUCGCGUUCGGCUGGCGAAUCGGAGAGCGGCGACACGGUGAAUACCUGUUCCACUACGCCGGGCCGCAGCACUAUCGAGGCACCAGCCGCUUAAUCGCGAACAACUUCUGGAUGGAGCUGCCGCUUGAUCAAGCAGUGUACGGACGUCGAGUCGCACUCGGUCGUUGCUUCAACCGAAAAGGAGCAGAGCGGAUGAUGUACAUACACUCCCUCCGCAUCGCGCACACACUGAAGGUCACCCCGUGGGACACGCUACCGCUCUCAACGCUGGCGGAGAAUUUGUACGGCAAUGAUAUGGGCCGUGCCAAAUUGCGGCAUCAUCAAUGGAAGUGGAUCUGCAGCACACUGCUCGAAUGCAAUCACAUCGACGGUGUUACGGACCAGAAGCGUAAGGAGUGCGCUGCCGUACCCGAGGCAGAGAUCAUGCACGAGUUCGUUCGGUCAGUCGAGGCUGGGUCCGCUGCUACUGCCACUGGCUCCGCCUCUCCAGUCUCUUCGGAGGGCGGCAAUGUCGGUUCCUCCACCAUUGACCUGCGUCACGUGCUGUCACCACAUCCUGUGAUGUCACGUGACCUGGCGGUCAGAACUCUGAUUUAG